Drosophila santomea is the source of this 2032-nucleotide messenger RNA. RefSeq names its product skin secretory protein xP2. The transcript has a single exon. Lineage: Eukaryota; Metazoa; Arthropoda; Insecta; Diptera; Drosophilidae. The record is from RefSeq and is a predicted model, not a curated record. The coding region runs from base 76 to 1257 and encodes 393 amino acids. Gene Ontology annotation, cellular component: RNA polymerase II transcription regulator complex. Gene Ontology annotation, biological process: positive regulation of transcription by RNA polymerase II. Gene Ontology annotation, molecular function: transcription coactivator activity.
AUCAACAUCCGAAUUAGAAAACAUAAAACUUGAUAUAUUUCUUGACAUCCUCCAGCGAUGCCCAACGAAAAGUGAAUGAAACUAAAUCGCCUUUAUGCUCUGUCAUCCCUGCAGGUCUUCGUUUGCAUGUGUGCUCUGUUCGCUGUGGCCAACGCUGGCUUCCUGGGACUCCUCGGCGGAGGCGGCGGUCUUGGUGGCGGCAGCGGUGGCCUUAGCAUUGGAGGCGGUGGUGGUGGCAACGGAGGCGGCGGCGGCGGUGGUGGUGGUCGCGGCUACGGCGGUCCAGGUCCCAGUGCCCCCGUCCAGGUGGUCAAGGUGAUCCACCAGCAGGGCGGCAGCAGCGGUGGCUACUCCUCCGGCGCCAGCUAUGGCGGUGGCUACAGCUACGAAGCUGCUCCCCAGAUCUUCAAGGUGAAGGUCAUCUCUGGCGGCAGCAGCGGUGGCUAUGGACCCGCUCCCGCUCCCAUUUACUCUGCUCCUGCUGGCCCCGCUCCCUCCUCCGUUAAGGUGAUCAAGAUCCUGCAGGAGUCCGCUCCCGUGGCUAGACCCGCUUUCAUUGGCGGCUCUUCAGGUGGCUCUUCUGGUGCCGUGUCCCAGGUCAUCAAGGUCGUUCACGAGAGCGGCAGCUCGUCGGGUGGCUACGCUUCCGGCGGUUACGCCUCCGGCGGUUACUCUUCGGGUGGAGCCGCCAAGGUGGUGCGUGUGAUCCAUGAGCACUCCGCUCCAGCUGUCGCACCUGCCUAUGCUCCCAUCGAUUUGCCCGCACCAGUGGCUGCUCCAGUGGCUUCUUAUCUGCCUCCUCAGGAGAUCGCUGCUCCAGUUUAUGCCGCUCCUGCUCCAGCUCCAGUCUACGCUGCUCCCGCGCCAGCUCCAGUCUAUGCUGCUCCCGCGCCAGCUCCAGUGUACUCCGCACCUGCCCCGGCUCCAGUCUAUGCCGCCCCUGCUCCCGCCCCAGUGUUCUCUGCUCCUGCUCCCGCUCUAGAGUACUCUGCUCCCGCUCCCGCUCCAGUGUACGCCGCUCCUGCUCCUGCUCCCGCUCCAGUGUACUCUGCUCCAGCUUCCGCUCCAGUGUAUGCCGCUCCUGCUCCCGCUCCAGUGUACUCCGCACCUGCCCCAGCUCCAGUGUAUGCCGCCCCAGCACCCGCUCCCGUCCUGAGUGUGCCACAUCCCGCUCCUGCACCCGUUUUUGCUCCCGAGGAGCAGUCCCUGCCCAUCGGCCACGCCCCUGCCCAGACCUACGGCCCACCAGCGUACUAGAGAGAUACGCCAUCAAUUGGAGGACCUUCCUGCUAACUACAUCGACAGCAUAUUACCAUUCCUACACAACGCCAUGAGUUAAUUUAAGACAUUUUUUUUACGACACAUUUUUUUGUUACCAAAUACAUAGACAAUUCCAAAAAAAUUCACAUUUUGCAUUUCAAUUAGUGUUGCUACUUGAUAAAAGGUUAAAAAAUGGAUUAUAAUCUAUCAAAAGUACAUUUUUUGAAACAUUCAUUUAUUCUUAUGUUUCUAUAGAAAACUGAAAAGCUUCAAAACCAAUUUGCUUUUUAUUACUACUUCAUAGAAGAAAUUUCAACAUGAUUUUUUUCACGAUAGAUUUGCAUACUUUCAUACGGGGCAAUACACCAGAUGAAAUACAAACUAUACUAAACGUUAAGAUUAAAGACGAGCUCAUUUACAAAUUGUAAGUUUACCUACUUUUAAGAUUUGCAUAAGUUGGCUGGGUGAAAAGAAACCGCGUUUGCCUCUUUUCUGUCGCGCAUUUCAGCCAAAAUGCAAAUCACUCAUAUUUUUGAGUUAAAGAUUGCCAAAGCAUUAUCAUAUCAACGGUCCCACAGCGAGAAAUAUUACACAUUUCUCUUCAGCAGCGCACACAUAUUAUUAUAAACUAUAAACACACCGUUUAGCGGCAUAACAUAAAAAAAAAAAAGAAAAAAAUUGUUUGCCUGGUGGAUCACGGGUCAUUAAUACGAUAUUAUGAUUCGCUUUUUAUUGUUUCAUAACUCUCUGGCUUUUAAAGGUGAUCGUUAUG